Messenger RNA from Eleginops maclovinus (Patagonian blennie), 2308 nucleotides. RefSeq names its product hdc homolog, cell cycle regulator (gene heca). NCBI's taxonomy places the organism in Eukaryota, Metazoa, Chordata, Actinopteri, Perciformes, Eleginopidae. The transcript is spliced from 5 exons. The record is from RefSeq and is a predicted model, not a curated record. Bases 302 to 1954 code for a protein of 550 amino acids.
AAACAGCAGAGCAGGAAUCAAAACAAGAGACGGACACGCCUUCGCUCCAAAAAGGUUACAGCAGCUUAUUCUUUGAAACUACUGCACAAUAUCUGCACUUAACCCUGCCUGUCGUGCAAGAAGACUCCAUAAAAAAAACACAAAGCGAAAAACCCUGCAACAACAAUAACAAAAACAACAAUAACAACAACAACAAAAGCACCACGGCUGCAGAAAUGGAGUCCACAGAAAUGUCAGACAGCGUUGACAGCAGCAGCCGUUGAUAACAGAGGUCGAGAAAUAACAUCCGAAUCCGUGUACAAUGCCCAACCAGAAGAACACCAAGGGAAAGAAAAGCAAACGCACGAACAGCAGCGGAGAUGAGCAGGAAAAUGGAGCCUGUGCGGCCGCAACAGGAGGCGCGGCCGCGGCGGUUGCUGCACCCAGACACGACCGCUCCAGCGAUGCUCAGUGUGCGACCCCCCUCGGCUGCAGCUGGGCCCGGCCCAUCAACCUGGAGAAGGACGACUACCAGCGCGUGCUCUGCAACAACGAGCUCUGUCCGUACGGCAACUGGAUGCACCUGCAGUGCUUCUACGAGUGGGAGAGCUCCAUCCUGGUCCAGUUCAACUGCAUCGGACGGGCGCGCUCCUGGAACGAGAAGCAGUGCCGGCAGAACAUGUGGACCAAGAAGGGCUAUGACCUGGCGUUCAGGUUCUGCUCCUGCCGCUGCGGACAAGGCCACCUGAAGAAAGACACCGACUGGUACCAGGUGAAGCGUUCGCAGGAGGAGCGCAAGAAGAAGCCGUCGGAGAGGAGCACCGGCAGGAAUGGGUCCAGCGGAGGGGCAUCAGGGGACGGGCUUUACGAGGAGCCAAAGAGAAGCAAGCCACUGGGGGCGACGGGGGGAGGCAAACUUCCCCACAGAGCCUCGAGUCAGGAGCUUCCUCGGAGAGCAUCAAUGGACCGUCAGAACUCCACAGAGAGAGGAGCAUCAGGAGGAGGACUCCCAGCAGGAGGACCCUUCUCCCUGGGGCCUCCUCUGAAGUCUCCAUGCGAUUCCCCGGGACAGUCUCCUCCAGCUGGCUUCCCUUUCUCCCCCAGUGCUGUCCUUGGAGCAGCGGGACUGCGAGGGUCCCGUCAGCUGGGGGAGUUCUUCAAAUCCGCCAUGCACAUGGACACUCAGAGGAAACACCUGCUGGUCGGAGGAGCUCUGGGUCGGGGCGGAUGUUCGAUGGGAGCCUCCGGUUGUGGAGCUCACCUCGACCCCGGGUCUGUGAUCCCCCUGCCACUGUCCUUCUCCCUCCCCCUCCACCAACGGCUCAGCUCCGGCAGUGUGGGUGACGGCACCCACUCUCACCCAGUGCAGUUCCUGAGGAGGCUGGACCUCUCGGAGCUCCUCACCCACGUCCCCCGACAUAAACUCAACACCUAUCACGUCCGCAUGGAAGACGACGCCCAGGCAGGCCAGGGAGAAGAGCUGCGCAGGUUUAUCCUGUCAGCCCUCAGUGCGAGCCAGAGGAACGUGGUGAACUGCGCGCUGUGCCACAGAGCGCUGCCUGUGUUUGAACAGUUUCCUUUAGUGGACGGGACUCUGUUUCUCAGCCCGUCACGCCACGACGAGAUCGAGUACGACGUCCCCUGCCACCUCCAAGGCAGGUUAAUGCACCUCUACGCCAUCUGUGUGGACUGUCUAGAAGGCGUCCACAAGAUCGUAUGCAUCAAAUGCAAGUCACGCUGGGAUGGGAGCUGGCACCAACUGGGCACCAUGUACACCUACGAUAUACUGGCUGCUUCACCCUGUUGCCAGGCCCGUCUAAACUGUAAGCACUGCGGGAAGCCGGUGGUGGACGUUCGAGUGGGUAUGCAGUAUUUCUCCGAGUACAGCAACGUCCAGCAGUGCCCUCACUGCGGCAACCUGGACUAUCACUUUGUAAAACCUUUCUCCUCCUACAAAGUUCUCGAGGCUUAUUGACAAAUGCUCUUCAUGCAGGCUAGUUAAACUGCUUUUUGUUCUUUUUCUAACACAAUCUAGGAAAGAUUUUAUUUUUGGGGCUUUAAGGUGAUUUUAUGUUCAGUUCUCUCUUUUAUGUUUUUUUAUGUAUAGAAAAAAAAGUAUAUAGUUUAAAAAAAAACUUCCACGACAGUACAUCUCUGCUGUUAGAGAAAGGAGUUAUGAAGUGUGGACGGACACACAUCAGUCGAGGAAACACUUUUAUCCGUGACAAGUGAAUGUAUCUGUAUGCCAAAAUUUGCUUUUAUUUUAAUUUUUUACCAAAAUAUAAAGAUGAAUCUUGAAUAAAGCAAAUAAAAAUAUGAGUUGUUGUUG